AUGAGCACUGCGAGACAUCUUCAGGUUGGGCCGUAUGUGAGCGGGAUGCAUUUGGAUCUGGAGGGGUUUCAGGCCCUGGCCGCUGUCGCCGACGAUGGACGAAUCGACUUCGACUUUCACCACAGCCCUGGCAAAGCCGGCGAGGCCGUUGAGCAACUAAUAAGCCACAUGACCCAGCAUGAAGAAAACAAAGAACAAGAGGAUUUUGCCGUCGGAGAAUCCCCUCCAAUCUUAAAUAUUGUUAUUCAAGUCAUCGGGUCUCCCGGCGAUGUGCAGCCUUUUCUCGUGUUAGGGAUAGAGCUGCAUAAUUUCGGACAUCGAGUACGGAUUGCAACCCAUCCUUCCUUCAAAACUCUUGUCGAGAAUGUGGGUCUGGAAUUUUUCAGUAUCGGUGGUGACCCGCAAGAGAUGAUGGUCUAUAUGGUUAAACAUCCUGGUCUAUUGCCCCACUUCCAGAAACCUGAUGAAGGCAGCGCCAAGGAAAAACGACAAGCAAUCAGGGAAAUGCUUGAGAAUCUUUGGAAGUCUUGCUUUAUCACAGGGAAUAACUUCAAUACGACCAAAAACAUUUCAAAGACUCAGCAAAAGCCUUUCGUUGCCAACGCUAUCAUCGCAAAUCCUCCUUCAUUUGCCCAUAUCCAUUGUGCCGAGAAGCUCGGAGUUCCACUCCACAUGAUGUUUACCAUGCCUUGGUCGCCGACACGGGCAUUUCCCCAUCCACUUGCAAACAUCAAAACCUGCUCCUUGAACCACAGUGCUGCAAACUACUUUUCAUUCAUGCUGACUGACACAUUGAUGUGGUUAGGUCUGAGAGAUCUAAUCAACUCCUUCAGGACCGAAACACUUGACCUAGAACCUAUUCACAUUUUAUCUGCUGCCGCGGCAGUACACAAAUUGAAAAUUCCAUUCACUUACUGCUGGCCACCUUCUUUGAUACCGAAGCCAGUUGACUGGGGACCAUUAAUAAGCAUAUCCGGGAGCUAUCUGCUAAAGCCACCGGUUCACUACACUCCUCCCCAACGCCUGAUUGAGUUUCUGGAACGAUUUUCAAGUUCAAUCUAUAUUGGAUUUGGAUCUGUUGUUUUAGAAAACUCUGAUGAGGUGACUCGAAUUGUCCUUAAUGCAAUCCAAAAAGCAGGAGCCAGUGCAAUCAUCAAUCGAGGAUGGGCUAAUUUGGGGAAUAAUAUAAGUAAAGAUUUGCCAAAUGUACUGUUCAUUGAUGAUUGCCCCCACGCGAAUUUCUUGUGUGGUGCAUCAUGGGGGGGGGCUGGAACUACGGCGGCAGUUAUAGCAGCGGGGAAACCGUCAGUUCUUAUACCAUGCUAUGGUGACCAAUUCUUCUGGGCAGAAAUAGCGACAAUGGCAGGGGCAGGCCCGCCACCAAUCUUGUUCAGGAACCUCUCUGCGGACCGACUCGCAGAUGCCAUACGAGUUGCGCUUACUCCUCAGGUAUCGGGACGAGCUUUUGAACUUGGAAUGCGAGUCGCAAAAGAAAACGAAAUCUCAAAUGGGGUUGAAGCUUUCCACAGACAAAUAUCUGGUUAUAAAAUGCACUGUUCAAUUUUUCCACGCCGGGCUGCAAGCUGGAGAAUCAAAGAAACAAGCAUUUCACUUUCUCCGUUUGCAGCUGCGGUACUAAUGGAGGAGAAUGUGAUUGAAUUGGAGUCAAUUGAACUGUGA
Penicillium waksmanii is the source of this 1680-nucleotide messenger RNA. Its product is annotated as glycosyltransferase. Gene Ontology annotation, molecular function: UDP-glycosyltransferase activity; hexosyltransferase activity. NCBI's taxonomy places the organism in Eukaryota, Fungi, Ascomycota, Eurotiomycetes, Eurotiales, Aspergillaceae. The record is from RefSeq and is a predicted model, not a curated record. Gene Ontology annotation, biological process: carbohydrate metabolic process. The transcript has 5 exons. The coding region runs from base 1 to 1680 and encodes 559 amino acids.